Molecule: messenger RNA, 9183 nt
Organism: Corythoichthys intestinalis (scribbled pipefish)
Lineage: Eukaryota; Metazoa; Chordata; Actinopteri; Syngnathiformes; Syngnathidae
Gene: man2a2
Product: mannosidase, alpha, class 2A, member 2
Exons: 25
Coding region: 573-4103 (1176 amino acids)
Biological process (GO): mannose metabolic process; protein deglycosylation; N-glycan processing
Cellular component (GO): Golgi membrane
Molecular function (GO): alpha-mannosidase activity; carbohydrate binding
Source: RefSeq, a predicted model, not a curated record
CAGAGCUAGCUAGCUAACUGCUAAUAUGCUGUAGUCGGGUUGCUGUCAACCUCACUUGACUGUACUGUAGCCCGGGGCAUAUGCACACGCACACACACACACAAGGAGGCUCCUCGCUCACGGUCCACUCGCCCUGUUGACAGAUAAAACUUUUCGACAGACAAGUGCGGACUGCUAAAGCAUUGGAAGAGGGAGUGAAAAAGGACAACAAGGAAAGAUUAGAUUCUUCUGUGGUUGUUGGACUGGACAAAAUAGUGCAGGCCCAGUCAGUGCCACCUCAUUCAGCAGGGACAUCAAAUUUCCGGUUGGAUCCCUCCUACCUGUGUGCUACUGGUUUUCUAUUUUCCUGCUAUCUCAUCAAUUUGAAUGUUUGAACACAAGGGCCACUGUGAAGGUGACCAUCGGUGGCUGUGGCCUGGCCAUUUUAACCACUGCCCACGUUAGCGUAAUUAGCAGUAUCAUGAAUGGAGGCUGGAAGACACCUGUGGGGAAUUUAAAACCUUGGAAUUAAUAUCACUGAAAGGAGCUGCAGUUCUUCAAGAAUCUGUUAAAAAAACCUGCACUAGAGGAGGAUGAAGCUGAGGAAACAGGUGACAAUGUGUGGAGGGGCCAUCUUCUGUGUGGCUGUUUUCUCCCUCUAUCUCAUGUUGGACCGUGUCCAGCAUGACCCUGCAAGACGACAAAAUGGUGGAAACUUUCCACGGAGCCAAAUUUCCGUCCUGCAGAACCGGAUAGAGCAGCUGGAGCAGCUCUUGGAGGAAAACCAUCAAAUCAUUAGUCACAUAAAAGACUCUGUCAUGGAGCUCACAGACACAGGAGCAGUGUCUCCCAGUGGCCACCUGCCCUUCAGGGCUGCCAAUGGCUCCUGGGUCCUUCCCUUUGACGGCCGACCCACUUUCCUUGCUGUCAAGCCCCAGGACUGUCAGUUGGCUGCAGGCAGCCAUAGUCAGGCAGACGUUCAGAUGUUGGACGUGUACUCGCUCCUAAAGUUUGACAACCCGGAUGGUGGGGUGUGGAAACAGGGUUUUGACAUAUCAUAUGAUGCUGAUGAGUGGGACAAGGAACCUUUGCAAGUUUUUGUCGUCCCGCACUCUCACAAUGAUCCAGGUUGGGUGAAGACAUUUGACAAGUACUACACAGACCAGACACAACACAUUUUAAACAACAUGGUGGUGAAACUGGCAGAGGAUCCCCGCAGAAAGUUCAUAUGGUCAGAGAUUUCCUUCUUUUCCAAAUGGUGGGAGAGUGUGGAUGCACAGAAGCAGGAGGCGGCUCGCAAACUGAUCCGAGGAGGACAACUAGAGAUUGCGACAGGAGGAUGGGUCAUGACAGAUGAAGCCAAUGUUCACUAUUUCGCAAUGAUUGACCAACUUAUUGAGGGACAUCAAUGGCUAGAGAGAAAUAUAGGGGCAAUACCCAGCAGUGGAUGGGCAAUAGACCCUUUUGGCCACAGCUCUACAAUGGCCUAUGUCCUCAAGAGAGCCAACUUGACCAGCAUGCUUAUCCAGAGGGUUCACUACUCAGUCAAAAAGCAUUUUGCUGCCACACGCAACCUUGAAUUUAUGUGGCGGCAGCCCUGGGAAACUAGAUCCAUUUCGGACAUCUUUUGCCACAUGAUGCCAUUCUACAGCUAUGAUGUCCCUCAUACAUGCGGGCCAGACCCAAAGAUCUGCUGCCAGUUUGACUUCAAGAGGCUACCUGGCGGUCGGAUAAACUGUCCAUGGAAAGUGCCACCCAAGGCUGUGGUGGAGGCAAAUGUAGCGGAGAGGGCGGAACUCCUCCUGGAUCAGUAUCGCAAAAAGUCCAAACUUUACCGUAGCAAGGUGCUUCUCAUCCCUCUGGGAGAUGAUUUUCGUUAUGACAAGGCCUUGGAGUGGGACCAGCAAUAUAUCAAUUAUCAGAAACUCUUCGAUUACAUGAAUUCUCACCCUGAGAUGCAUGUCAAGACUCAGUUUGGAACUCUCUCGGACUACUUCAAUGCUUUGUACAAAUCGUAUGGAGUGCCCCAGGGAUCCCGACCUCCAGACUUUCCUGUGCUCAGUGGGGAUUUCUUUGCCUAUGCCGACCGCGAAGACCACUAUUGGACCGGCUACUUUACAUCCCGGCCCUUUUAUAAGAGCUUGGAUCGUGUUAUAGAGUCACAACUGAGGGGAGCUGAGAUCCUUUACACCUUGGCUGUUGCCAAUGCCCGACACCUGGGAAUGGAGGGACGUUAUCCGGUUUCAGAUUACGCCCUGCUCGUUGACGCCAGGCGCUCUGUGGGCCUGUUCCAGCAUCACGAUGGAAUCACUGGCACUGCAAAGGAGAACGUUGUCGUCGACUAUGGCACCAGAUUAUUGCGAUCACUUAUCAACCUGAAGAGAGUGAUCAUCAAUGCUGCUCAUUUCCUGGUGAUGAAGAAUAAAGAGUUUUAUCGCUUUUACCAGACAGAGCCUUUUCUGGAGACGGAUGACAGGCGUGCUACUCAGGACUCCCUACCUCAGCGCACUUUAAUUGAGCUGGAUGCUGCAGGGCCUAGGUACCUGGUCCUGUUCAACCCGUUUGAGCAGGAGCGGCUAUGUGCGGUGACCGUGUUGGUGAACACAGUCAAGGUGAGGGUGCUCACAGAAGAUGGACAGACUCUCCCUGUGCAGCUGAGUGCUCAGUGGAGCUCGGCAAGACAAAUGAGUGCAGAAGUGUUUGAGGCGACAUUCAUGGUGCGUCUACCAUCGUUAGGCCUCGCAGUCUUCCAUCUUUACAACUCUCCAGACUCUCCAAUGACACUGCGCUCAGACACCCUUCUCCGGCUGCCCGGAGGUGCUCUCACUCCUCGCACUUCGGACCCACUUCCUGUUCGGUCUCAGCUAGCUGACCCUCAGAUGUUCCACAUCAGCAGCCAGUUUCUGACACUGGGCUUCUCUGGCACCACUGGCCUCCUGGAGACUAUCAAACACAAAGAUUAUCAGGAAAUAAAGGUCCAGAUGCACUUCAUGAUGUAUGGAACUCGUACUUCUAAGGACAAGAGUGGUGCAUAUCUUUUCCUGCCUGAUGGGAAAGCAACGCCCUAUGAACACAAAGAGCCACCUGAGGUGCGUGUCGUUGAGGGGCCUCUCUUCUCUGAAGUAGUGGCAUACUACCAACACUUUCAGCAGGCAAUUCGCAUCCACAAUGUGCCAGGUGUAGAUGGCCUGUCUUUGGAUAUCACUACGAUUGUGGAUAUCAGAGACCAGAACAACAAAGAGCUGGCUCUGCGUCUGGUCACUGACAUCCAGAACGGGGAUGUCUUCUACACAGACCUCAAUGGCUUCCAGAUGCAGUUGCGUCGCCGCCUCCAGAAGCUUCCCUUGCAAGCUAACUUCUACCCGAUGCCCAGCCAGGCGUACAUCCAGGACAGCCAUCACAGGCUGACGCUGCACACAGCUCAGUCUCUUGGUGUCAGCAGUCUGGAGAGCGGUGAACUUGAAGUCAUUUUGGACCGCCGGCUAAUGCAGGAUGACAAUCGUGGGCUGGGUCAAGGCCUCAAAGAUAACAAGAGGACAGUCAACCGCUUUCGACUGCUUCUGGAAAGGAGAUCAACAGACAACAAGCCUUCUGGCUUCUUUGCCAAACUCUCCUCUUUAUUUCACUUUGUUCUCCCCAAAAUGUUGUGUGACAGAUCUGAAGAGAUGACAGAUGGUUCAACGAUAAGCUUCCCGUCUGUGCUAAGUCACAUGACCAACAGGGUCCUGAAUCACGAUGUUCUGGCUCUGCCUGUCCUGCCCAAAAGACGUGGUGUGCCACCUCUUGAAACCUAUGCGCCACUCAAGACCAUGUUCCCCUGUGACUUCCACCUUGUAAACCUACGCAGCAUCCAGAGCCAAGACGCCAACUCUCCAUCACCAUACACAGCUUUGAUUCUUCACCGUUUUGGCCUCGACUGUGGUUUGGAUGUUGCAAACUUGGGCUUCAACUGUACUACCACCCAAGGACAGAUGAAUGUUUCCGCCCUCUUUAAGAACUUGGACCUGCAACUGCUCCAGCCCAUGUCUUUGACCCUGAUGUAUUCAAGUCCACCACUGGCGAACACAUCCGCAGUCAGCCUGGAUCCAAUGGAGAUCUCCACCUUCAAACUCAAACUACGGUAGGAGCCAACCCGAUUGAACCGGCUCGGACUCUUCGGACCGAGAAUUGGACCCUCACCGGCACUGGACCAGCACGGGGGACUGUCAUUCGGCUGUGUCGAAGGCGCCACGGAGAACUGCAAACUCUCCACGAGCACGGCCGCAGUGGGUUAUGCUGCGUAUGAAUGUGUUCUCUCUCUGCUUUCAGCCUGGAACUGAACUACUGAAUGUAAAUAUCCCAAUGAUGUGUGAAUGAGAACAAGAGGGGUGGGUGUGAUGUUUUUUCGGGGGUUCAUCAAAAACGUGUGCCUCAAAAGGGUGCAAUUUAAAAAGCUUUAUUUCUUUUACGAACUUUGAUUUUUCUAUGCGCACACUGAUGUUGGCACACAUUGCAAUCAUGUUUUCUUUUCAAUGUCAUACUUCAUUUUUGAUCUUUGUCUUGCAGCAAAGACAAUGUGUGAUGGUAAUGUAGAUUUACUCAUCGCCGUCAGCCAACAUUUGUCCUAAUCCUCGUGUUUCCCCGUCACCACUGAGCGACAGUGCGUGAAUUGAGCUGCACCAACGUGUGUGCAUCCCAAGUCUUGGGCCAGCACUAGCCUGGUUGUUUUCAUUAGCCUUUUUACAUGUUGACAACAGUAAAUAGUUAAAGUGAGCAGGAUAAAUCUUAAAGGAAAACUGUGGAGAAGAGUUUUGCAAUGAAGAGUCUGGAUAGAAAGGACAUAUUUUGUCAUUAUUAUUAUUAUUUUGCUAUCAAACACAAAUACGAUGAGCCUCUAGUUCCUAUUAUCCCAAACACGCCAGCACACAUUGUGUUUGGAAGGUCACUAUGCACUAAACAGUUCAAGUUCAUACAGAAUGUAUUCUAUUCUGCAACAUAUCUGUUAAAAUGUAUUAUUUUAAUAUCCAGAAGUUAUAUGAUCACUUCAUUGCUUGAACAACAAGUCUAAUGCUGGUUUAAGACUUUUUUCCCCUUCUUUUGCACAGUGGUGUAUUUGUAUGCCUGUAGUAUUAUGUCAGGGACCAUUCAUGAUGCUGUAACUGCAGAUUACGGUAGUUAAAUGCAAAACAUACAAUGUGUCCUUUUUCAGUUUCAGACAUUUUGGUGUUUGGCAUGAUAAAAAAAAAGCCAGUUAGAUUUUGGUUUUGAGCUUUGUAGCGCUUGUCUUUAAAAUCAUUUAUCAAGACGAGCCCUACAAAGAGAAUUUCAAUGAGAUUAACUCAUUGGCUGCCACCAACUGCAAUGGAUGUCCAAUCUGGAUUUACUGGGUGGGCUGAUAGUGACUUGAAUUUAAAAGAAUUGGACAUUUACCUUGGUCAGUUGCAGCGUUGAGUUAAAAUCAUUUUUGAGUUACCGACAUGUUAUAGAUUUUUCAUUUCAUGAAAUAUAUUUUUUCUUUGGUAAAAAGCAUCAUAAUGAAAAUUCCAGGCACCACUGCAGAUGGAUGGAUUUCUUCACUUUUUUGCACCGUCUACUGUGACUUUAGUUGCCUCCAGUCAAAUUUGGGAGGCAGGGCUGAGUAACAAUGUAAGCGUAGCUGGCUGAUGUGCGUACAACUCGGGGGUUCACACACAACGAAAUUGGAUCUCAACGGAGCUGCUGCAUUUUCCCAAGGCUGAGUCUGUACUCAGAAUGAAGCUGUGGACACAUUUUUUUAAGACUCCGUGCAUUACUUAACUCUUAGGUCUGUUUUCCCAUCGGAGGCCUAUCACAUCUAAUAAUUCUUCCCCACAUUUCUAUCUCUGCUUUUCACUGUCGCAUCUUUGAAAAUUCCUUUUAAAAAGUUGGCAGUUGCUGUAGCACGGUGUGUCCGGAGGUAAUGUAUGGUGGCAGGCUAUCUUCUAUGUUCCGUCCCGGUGGAGUAAAAAUGCAGAGUGACAAAAUAAAGAGAAUCUGUGUUACUCGUGUUCUGAUAGAUUAUGCACUCAGUUUCAUGAUUUCACACACACACCUUCACUGGAUGCUUGUUUCGGGGUCUUGCUGCCUAUUGUCUUUUGUGCUGUCCAAUUUGGGAUGGCGCAGUGGAUUCGUUUUUUCGGGUGCUGAUGUAUGGAUGGGGUAUCAAGCUAUCCUGAUUCUUGAAAGUUGUAUAAUACAUGUUCAAUCAUUGUCAAUAUUCCAAAUUUGUGCUGUCAGUUGCUAGUAAUCAUUAGAAUUAUACAGAGUAUACAGCUGAAACGUGGUCUCUAAGGGUCUUUGCUUUGUAGAAAUGCAGCUUGUUACUUGGUAAAAAAUUUCGAUGAACCAGUGUAGCCAAUAUGGUAAAACCAGUACAUGGUCAUCACCGGCUGUUCUUGGACGGGCCAAGGAGGGGUCACAUAGUUUUUCUUUAUCUCUGGAAAAAAGUUAUUUAAUAGCAGGUAAACAACAAAAAUGAACAUUGUUUUACUCAUUUAACCAAACAUAUCAACAAAAAUGCAUAUUCUAACUGAGGAAAAAGUUAGGACACCCUACCACCUAAUAUCUAUUGAUACCCCCUUGGCUGAAAUAACUUCAGUGAGACGCUUUUUGUAGUCAUAUACCAGUCUUUGACAUCGGUCUCAAGAAAGUUUGCCCGAAGAAAGUUUGCCCCACUCCUCAACACAGAAUACUUUCGGCUGUUAGAUGUUUGAAGGGUUUCUUGCAUGUACAGCCUGUUCCAAGUCACCCCACAGCAUCUCAAUGGGAUUAAGAUCUGGGCUUUGACUCAGCCAUUCCAAGACUCUCCGUUUUUUCCUUUUCAGCAAGUCCUUGGUGGGGUUACUGGUAUGUUUUCAGUCGUUGUCAUGUUGCAGGGUCCAGUUUCACUUGAGCUUUAAUAUUUUCACAGAUGAUCUCACAUGUUCCUCAAGCACCCUCUGAUACACGAUAGAAUUCAUGGUAGAUUUUAUAAUGGAGAGUUUGCUAGGUCCUGCUGCAGCAAGGCAUCCCCAAAUCAUGACACUUCCACCUCCAUGCUUCACAGCUGGUAUGAGGUUUUUAUUUCCUGGAAUGCUAUAUUGGGUUUACGUCAAACAUGUCCUCUCUUCUGGUGUCUAAAAUUCAUUUGUCCAAAGAACAUUAUUCCAGAAAUCCUGGUCUUUGUCGACAUUCACUCUAGCAAACUUCAGUCUGGCCUUCACGUUCCUUUUGGAGAGGAAAGGUUUCCUCCUUGCAUACCUCCCGUGAAGGUUAAAAUUAUGAAGUCUCUUUCUGAUUGUAGAGGCAUGCACUUUCACAUCAACAGUAGCAAGAGCCUGGUGUAGGUCCCGUGACUUCUUUCAGCAUCUUGCGGUGUCUGGGCAUGUUGGCAGUUGUUUUGAAUGUCCUCCACUUGUAGACUAUUUUCCGGACAGUGGAAUGGCUGAUUUUAUAUUCUUUUUAGAUCUUUUGAAAUCCCAUAUACCAGACUCAUAAGCGUCUACAAUCUUCUUUCUGAAGGCCUCAGAUGGCUCCUUUGAUCUCACCAUGGUGUUUUCUCUCCAACAGUCAGGGCCACACCAAACUAAACGUGAGGUUUGAAUAAGGCAAGCCUCCUUCAAAACAUUGGGUAAUGGUGUUCUCAUCAUGUGCACCUGAUGUGAUACAAAUGUGUGUGAUUUUAGCCAUUUCAAGUGAGAUUGAAUGUGGGGGUGUCCUAAUUUAUUCCUCAGCAGAAAUUGCAUUUAUUUGAAAUGUAAUUUUUUUGAAAGUUAUCAAAUCUUUUAGUUUUAAUUGUUUAGUUCUAAUACUUGAAUUUCUCAAGAUUGUUAAAAUUGAUAUUAAAUAUCCAUAUGACAAAAUAUGUUAGAAAACAUACAAGGCUUUCAUAGGGUUAAAUUUUUCACAUGGCUGUAUAACUGUCAGAGGCCAAGUAUCGUUGCCAUCUUUGUUAAGUGUUUGUUUUGGUCAACAAGGCAAUACACAGAUUAUCAUCCUGCAUGAGGCGGUAAAAAUAAGAACUACUGGCAAAAACCAGUAAAGUUUGUAAUAAUUUGUAUUUAUACUGUGUGCAAGUAAGGAUAUAAUAUAUGGAACAAUUAUGAAAAGCAGCAUUAAUAUUUAACAUACUUUAACUAAUUCUCACCUCAGAAAAGAAUGAUUCGGCAAUUGCCAUGCUUUGUAGAAAAAUGGUACCCCGGGGACUUCAGGUGGUAAUUAGAGUGGGCAGGUCCUGUGGCCCCAUCCCAAAACCCGACAUACGGUACAUAAGUACUGUAUUUGUUUAUUAUAACAAUAAAUCAACAAGAUGGCAUUAACAUUAUUAAUUCUCUUAAAGUGAUCCAUAGAUAGAAAGACUUGUAGUUCUUAAAAGAUAAAUGUUAGUACAAGUCAUAGAAAUAUUAUAUUAAAACCCCUCUUAAUGUUUUAGUGUUAUUAAAAUUUGUAAAAUUUUCAAUCAAAAAAUAAACUAGUAGCUCUCCAUUGUUGAUGUCAAGUUACACCAUGCUCACUCCCUAAACCCAUAAAAUCAUUUGGACCCAAGCGCCAGCAGAGGGCGCCAAACACCAAUAAACAAGUAACAAGCGGACAUUACACUGCUGUCAUUUUAAUCUGUUUGAGCGGAGCAUGUGCGUUAAUUGCGUCAAAUAUUUUAACGUGAUUAAUUUAAAAAAUUAAUUACCGCCCGUUAACGCGAUCAUUUUGACAGCCCUACUUUCAUUAUGUUCAGACUUACAUUACCCCUUUUCACUUGCUGAAUCUGCCAGUCUUUUUUUUUUUUUUUAAUCAAACGGACGUUUGAUUGGCUGAUGACUUCAACCCCUUCCCUCACACACACACACACGCGCAACCUCAGCCCCGACACAAAUAUAACAUGCCGCCUCCUCCGCCCCCUUCAAAAACGUGGAACAUUAGUUUUUUUUCCCGUCAGCAGCAGCCACUGUAAAUUAUGUUAAAAGACGUCACUGUUGUGGAGGUGGGGAACACACCACUAAUUUUGCUCCUGAAAAUCUUAAAUGUUUUUAUGUAUUUUUGGCAUACCAGAUAUUGUUAACAGGUUUGUAUUUAUUGUGUCUGUUAAUAUUUACUAGUAUGUUCAAAUAUUGCAAUUUAAAUUUGCUAAUAAAAAAAGUUUUCAAAAUGUUUCUUUAGUAGGUUUUGAAAACAAAGGUUUGAAUCAAACGGUGUAUCACCUGAACCAAUACGUACAGUGGGGCAAAUAAGUGU